Molecule: messenger RNA, 7428 nt
Organism: Synchiropus splendidus (mandarinfish)
Lineage: Eukaryota; Metazoa; Chordata; Actinopteri; Syngnathiformes; Callionymidae
Gene: kif1ab
Product: kinesin family member 1Ab
Exons: 49
Coding region: 378-5543 (1721 amino acids)
Biological process (GO): microtubule-based movement
Molecular function (GO): microtubule binding; microtubule motor activity; ATP binding
Source: RefSeq, a predicted model, not a curated record
CAGCCGCCAUUUUCCUCCUCAUUCAGACCAGCGCGAUCAGACUAGCGGCGGGUCGCUGGUGCAUCCAGCCGCCCCUCCCUCCCUCUGUUUCCCCACUCUCCUCCGGCUGACGCAGAGCCGAAAAGGACAUCAGCUCUCCUUCCCACCGGCGGAUUCUCCAUGUAUGGAUGCGCCGAAAGACGAGUUUGACCAAAGACGGAGAGUCAAAUUAAAAGACACCCUGCUGUGGAGUCUGGAGGAAGGAUACUGAUGCUCUGUCGAAAGGACACCUAGUGCUCCCUUUGCCGUCGAAUAUAUCGAGGUUUUCUGAGGUAUCCAGUGUGUGAUAGCCACACCAAUCUCUGCUUCUUCGUCUGUCUUUCACUUCCACCUGCAAGAUGGCGGGGGCUUCAGUGAAAGUCGCUGUUAGGGUCAGACCGUUCAACUCCAGAGAGAUUGGAAAGGAGAGCAAAUGUAUCAUUCAGAUGUCAGGCAACACCACGACAAUUCUCAAUCCCAAGCAACCCAAAGAAAACAAAAGUUUCAAUUUUGACUUUUCGUACUGGUCACACACUACGCCUGAGGACAUCAACUAUGCGUCCCAGAUGCAGGUCUAUAAGGACAUCGGCGAGGAGAUGCUGCUUCACGCUUUCGAGGGCUACAACGUUUGCAUUUUUGCUUACGGGCAGACAGGAGCUGGCAAAAGCUACACCAUGAUGGGACGGCAAGAGCAGGACCAGCAGGGGAUCAUACCUUUGCUGUGCGAAGACCUUUUCACCAAGAUCAAUGACAGCAAUAAUGACAACAGCAAGUCUUACUCCGUGGAGGUGAGUUACAUGGAGAUCUAUUGCGAGCGUGUGCGUGAUCUACUGAACCCCAAAAACAAAGGCAACCUGCGAGUCAGAGAGCAUCCUCUGAUGGGCCCCUACGUGGAAGAUUUGUCCAAACUAGCAGUGACCUCAUACAAUGACAUCCAGGAUCUGAUGGACUCGGGAAACAAAGCCAGAACUGUUGCUGCUACCAACAUGAAUGAGACCAGCAGCCGCUCCCAUGCUGUCUUCAACAUCAUCUUCACCCAGAAGAAACAUGACAUGGAGACCGACAACACAUCUGAGAAGGUCAGUAAGAUCAGCCUGGUAGAUUUGGCUGGCAGUGAGAGAGCAGAUUCAACAGGAGCUAAAGGAACCAGACUGAAGGAGGGAGCAAACAUCAACAAGUCUCUGACUACUCUGGGAAAGGUCAUCUCUGCUCUGGCUGAACUGGAUUCGGCUCCAAAUAAGAACAAGAAAAAGAAGAAGGUGGAGAGCUUCAUACCAUACAGAGAUUCUGUUCUGACCUGGUUGCUAAGGGAAAACUUAGGAGGAAACUCUCGGACGGCGAUGGUAGCGGCCCUUAGCCCCGCUGACAUUAACUAUGAUGAAACUCUCAGCACACUUCGUUAUGCGGACCGUGCCAAACAGAUUCGCUGUAACGCCGUCAUCAACGAGGACCCCAACAACCGGCUGGUGCGUGAGCUGAAAGAAGAGGUGGCUCGUCUCAAAGACCUGCUGUACGCUCAGGGGCUGGGCGACAUCAUCGAGACAUAUCGCUGCAACAGUGCAGUCGUCGACAGUUUGAAAUACCUGUGCGAUUACAAGAACUUUGUGAAUAAUCGCCAGGCUGUCAGUCAAGGGAGUGAUCUCUCCACAGUGUCAAACGCCAUGACAGGAAUGAGUCCCUCUCCCUCACUGUCGGCCCUCUCCAGUCGGGCCGGCUCCAUUGCAAACCUCCAUGAUCGCAUCUUCAGCCCCGCCAGUGAAGAGGCCAUUGAACGGCUCAAGGAAACCGAGAAGAUCAUUGCGGAGCUCAAUGAGACCUGGGAAGAGAAGCUACGACGUACUGAAGCUAUUCGCAUGGAGAGAGAAGCCCUGCUGGCCGAGAUGGGUGUUGCAAUGAGAGAAGAUGGCGGUACUGUGGGUGUUUUCUCUCCCAAAAAGACUCCUCACUUGGUGAACCUGAAUGAAGACCCUCUGAUGUCUGAGUGUCUGCUCUACUACAUUAAAGAUGGGACUACUAAGGUGGGACGUGAAGAUGCAAAGACACGUCAGGACAUUGUCCUAAGUGGCCAUUUCAUCAAAGAUGAACACUGCACCUUUAGUAGCACCACAGGCCCACAAGGAGAAAGUUGUGUUAUCCUUGAGCCGUGUGAAGAAGCAGAGAUGUAUGUCAAUGGAAAGAGAGUGACAUCACCCAUUGUACUGCGUUCUGGCAAUCGCAUCAUCAUGGGCAAGAGCCAUGUAUUCCGCUUCAAUGACCCGGAGCAGGCUCGGCUCGAGCGUGAAAGGACGCCGUGCGCUGAGACUCCAGUGGAGCCGGUUGACUGGGCUUUUGCACAGCGGGAACUGCUGGAGAAGCAAGGAAUUGACAUGAAGCAGGAGAUGGAACAGAGACUUCAGGAACUCGAGGAUCAGUACCGCAAGGAACGAGAAGAGGCUAGUAACUUACUGGAACAACAGAGGCUGGACUACGAGAGUAAAUUGGAGGCGCUGCAGAAACAAGUGGAUUCUCGCUACCUCGAGUCCCCUGAGGAGGAGGAGGAGCCUGAAGAAGAAGUGCCAUGGACCAAGCGUGAGACAGAGCUGGCUCUGUGGGCUUUCCGAAAGUGGCGCUUCUACCAGUUCACCUCACUCCGUGAUCUUCUGUGGGGCAACGCCAUCUUCCUCAAAGAGGCCAAUGCUAUCAGUGUGGAGCUUAAGAAGAAGGUGCAGUUCCAGUUCGUCUUGCUGACUGACACGCUCUACUCACCGCUGCCUCCGGACCUGUUGCCCCCCAGUGUCGCCCAAGAGCGAGAGAGACGACCUUUCCCUCAAACAAUCGUAGCGGUGGAAGUCCAGGACCAAAAGAAUGGAGCUACGCAUUACUGGACCCUGGAGAAGCUUAGGCAGAGACUGGACCUCAUGAGAGAAAUGUAUGACCGAGCUGCGGAGCUGCCCAACAGUGCAGUAGAGGACUGCGACCAUGCCCUUACAGGAGGUGACCCCUUUUACGACCGCUUCCCCUGGUUCCGUCUGGUGGGCAGAGCUUUUGUGUACCUAAGUAACUUGCUGUAUCCGGUACCCCUGGUCCACCGUGUGGCUGUUGUCAGCGAGAAAGGGGAGGUGAAGGGAUUUCUCAGGGUGGCUGUGCAGGCCAUUUCAGCUGAUGAGGAGGCUCCAGAUUAUGGCUCUGGAGUGAGGCAGUCAGGCACAGCCAAGAUCUCAUUUGAGGAUAAACAAUUUGAGAAGUUUCAGACCGAAUCCUGCUCUGGUGGACUUUCCCACUCAAACACCUCCCAGGAUGAGCUGCGGAUCGUGGAGGGUGAGGGUCAAAAUGUGGAGCUGGGGAUCUCCGCAGAUGAAGUCAAUAACAACACAUGUGAAGCUGCUCAGGAGCCUCCAGUUAGCCCAGUAAAGAGCUCCAGUUUGGGCCUAGAUCUUCCUCUCGAUCUCUCCUUGGAGAAAGCGUUGUCUCACCUGAAGAUCGGCAGCACUUUCACUUUCAGAGUCACCGUCUUACAAGCUUCCAGCAUCUCUGCUGAAUAUGCAGACAUCUUCUGCCAGUUCAACUUCAUUCACCGUCAUGAUGAAGCAUUUUCCACUGAACCUCUGAAGAACACUGGCAGAGGACCGCCGCUGGGCUUCUACCACGUCCAGAAUAUCACGGUGGAGGUGACCAAGUCAUUUGUGGAGUACAUCAAGACUCAGCCCAUUGUUUUUGAGGUGUUUGGUCACUAUCAGAAACAGCCGUUCCCCCCUCUCUGCAAGGACUUGAUCAGCCCACUGAGACCCUCCAGAAGACAGUUUCCCAGAGUGAUGCCCUUAUCCAAACCAGUGCCGGCUACCAAGCUCAGCACUCUGACCCGCACAACUGCCGGACCCUGUCACGCCAAAUAUGACCUCAUGGUGUUCUUUGAGAUUUGUGAGCUUGAAGCCAACGGAGACUACAUCCCUGCUGUUGUUGACCACAGGGGUGGGAUGCCCUGUCAUGGCACCUUCCUCUUACAUCAGGGCAUUCAGAGGAGGAUCACUGUGACAAUCGCUCAUGAGACAGGAAAUGAUAUUGAGUGGAAAGAGGUGAAGGAGCUCGUCAUUGGGCGCAUACGAAACACCCCAGAAGCUGACGAGACCAUCAUCGACCCGAACAUCCUCUCACUCAACAUCCUGUCAUCUGGAUAUUUCUGGCCCAAACACGAUGACAACGUCUCUUUGGGAGUUGAUCAUAGAACCUUCUAUCGGUUUGAGGCAGCCUGGGACAGCUCCAUGCACAACUCCCUGCUCCUGAACAGAGUUACUCCCUACGGAGAGAAGAUCUACAUCACCCUCUCUGCUUAUCUAGAGAUGGAGAACUGCACUCAACCUACUGUCAUCACCAAAGAUUUCUGCAUGGUCUUCUACUCCCGCGACGCCAAGCUGCCGGCCUCUCGCUCCAUCAGAAACCUCUUCAGCACCGGCUGCCUACGACCUUCUGAAAGCAACCGUGUGACCGGAGUGUAUGAGGUUACUCUCUGUCAUGUAGCAGACAAUGGAAGUCCAGGCAUGCAGCGCCGUCGCAGGCGUGUUCUUGACACCUCAGUUGCUUACGUGAGAGGAGAAGAGAACCUGGCAGGAUGGAGGCCUCGCAGUGACAGCCUGAUUCUUGAUCAUCAGUGGGAGCUGGAGAAACUCAGCUUGCUGCAGGAGGUGGAGAAGACCAGACACUAUCUGCUGCUGAGGGAGAAGCUGGAAGCCACUCUACAGGCUGGACAGGAAGUGCUUUACAAGAACGCCGACUUCUGUGACUUUGCCAAGAGCCCGGUCUUGAGCCACAGUCCCAGCAGCAGCCCCAUCCCCGGCAGCCCGAACCAGAGGCAGAGGGAGCUGGCUGCUAAGUGUCUGCGUCUGCUGAUGCACACCUUCAACAGGGAGUACAGCCAGGUGAGCAGCAGUGCCAGUGAGAGCAAGCUUUCUGAGAUGUCUGCGUCCCUGAUGAGAGAGUCCACCUCGUCUCUGAGCACGCUCACUCCGUCCUCCACCUGCCCCUCACUGGUAGAGGGACACUUUGACCUUCGACUCACUGAACCCAGUUCUGGAGCCUCGACCCCAGAUCUGGAUCCGUUCAGCCCGGUGGACAGAAAGAAGGCACUGAGAGGAUUCACCUUUGUUCCUGACAUCCAGGAGAUCCGAGUCAGUCCUAUCGUGUCAAAGAAGGGAUACCUUCACUUCCUGGAGCCCCACACCAGUGGCUGGGUGAAGCGCUACGUGGUGGUCCGCAGACCCUACGUCUACCUGUACCGCAGUGAGAGGGACAGUGUGGAGCGGGCGGUCAUUAACCUGUCGUCCGCCAAGGUGGAAUACAGUGAAGACAAGCAGACCUUACUGAGGACCCCCAACACAUUUGCCGUCUGUACCGAGCACCGUGGGAUCCUCCUGCAGGCCAACAAUGACAAAGAGAUGCACGACUGGCUGUAUGCUUUUAACCCGCUGUUGGCUGGCACCAUCAGAUCAAAACUGUCACGGAGAAAGUCGGCCCAGUCCAUGCCGUCGGGCCAGACUCCUCAGAGGACCUGAGCUUUCGUAAGAAAAGUCAAACACCCUGAACAAUCUAAAGUCUCCUCCUCCUCCUCCUCCAUCAAACAUUAACCAUGUAAACCAAGUCAUCCAAGAAACAGUGAAGUGCUGCUGUUCAACAGUCGAAGAAGGCCUCUGGCGCCCCCUGCAGUCGCUCCCAGCUCGUAGCUCAUUUGCAUGAAGAUGAACUAACAAUCCAACCUUCACGAGGACUCGUGUCUUUAUUUAGGUGUAGCUGUGACCUGUGAUGAAUAUAAGCAACAUUUCUACGCAGUGAGCCGUCGCUUCUUCAGGCGUUUGUUCAAAACUAACCGGCUGUGGAGGAAGACGGCCUCACAGUAGCAGGAGGAAGCUGUCAGGGCAGUGUUUUUAGCUUGUUUAUGAGAACAUCGGUUUUGUGUUUGUUUUCAUAGCCUUUCUUGCACGUCACCACAGUGAGUUGUCGUAGCUACUGUUACGUCUGAGCACUUUUAAUGUCCAUUUGUGUCGCACCUCUGACCUGCUCGGUUACAUUUGCACUUUAUGUCCAUUCAUUUUGGCUCGAUUUUUACCAAAGCGUGUUUUAAUUUUCACAGGACAAACAUUGAAAAAAGUGGAGCUGCACAUUGUUAGGAAGCGUUGUGGCUUGUUUUUUUACACUCCCCUCCCACGUCUGUCCUCGUGAGAGUCCAGUGUGACUCGAGAGUGGAGAGGGAUUCGGCUAAUGUUGCGAGCAAAAUGGUUCAAAUUCAGUUUCCAAUGAGCGUAAACAAUCCGUGUAAAAUAUAAUUUUGAAAAUUGCUAAUUUAAUGUGCAGCUCUUACAUUAUUUUUUAAAUUUAAGUUUUACAUAUUAAUUGUUCUUAUUUAAGCUUUCAUAUUUACAUUUGUACAGUUCCUGUGUGCACUUUUUUUCGUGGAGGCUUCUCAUUGAUGAUCAUUCAGUAGCCAGUUCUGGACCUGUCAUGACUCCGUUCCCCAUUUGACCGACCAGUGCCUCCAUUUCUGUACCUCCCGUCGUUAUCGCCUGCACAUUUGUAAAUGUAAAAAACGCUUUUGAAAAGUGGAUCUUAUUAGUUCGCCUUUAACUGCUCUGUGGUCUGAUCCUUGGCUGUAAGUGUCUUUUAUUCUCACUGUAGCUGCAGCGUACACACAAGAGGCUUUAGCUGUUCUGUCCAAGGUGACCCAGAUAUGUUUCUCAGAUUUAGAGGGAGCUUUUCACAGAAGACGUGGUCUACCAGCCAUUCAAGUCUGGAAGAAUUUCAGAGUGUGUGCCACAGGCCAGACAACCUGCUGAGCACUGCUGGUUUUCUCCAGGGAGAAGUCUGAUCCUAGGGGUGUGUUGUGGGUCACCUUAGAAGCUAUAUGCAGUCAUCCCCGCUUUAUUCAACAUAGAAUUUAUUUAAUACUUUCAAGCAGAGUAGUUUUUGUGUCCAAAAUCAUUUACUCACCUGCUUUAUAGAGGCUUGUAAACACCAAUUUAUGAAGUGUCAUUUUUAAAAAGUGAGUUAAUGGAGAUUGGCUUCUCCGGACCGUCAGCCCUCUGGAUCGAAGCAUGCGGGUCCACGUCUCCCUCAGCCUCCUCUCUCCUCGCCUUAGUGCUUGCUAACCGACUCCGGCUUGUAAAUUAUCGUCGUACUGGAAACCGUGGCUCCAUCUUGUAUAUAAAUGAAGUGUUUAUUCUGACCCCACGGGUGAUAAACUCCCCUCAACUGUCAACUGACCAGUCCUUAUUUGUCGCCUCAUAGCUCAACUGCUAAUCUGAGAUCGGCUUUGAACGUGAAACAGGCUCUGGAUUGGCGAUGAAGUGCUCUCCUUUAUCUUGUUCUGGAGUCAUCUCCCAUGUGUGUGGACUCAUAAACGUUGUCAAGAAAAAAUGAGGAUCAAUAAAUGAGUGUUGAAACUUA